Messenger RNA from Cygnus atratus (black swan), 1791 nucleotides. RefSeq names its product leucine rich repeat containing 3B (gene LRRC3B). The transcript has 5 exons. The coding region runs from base 708 to 1487 and encodes 259 amino acids. Lineage: Eukaryota; Metazoa; Chordata; Aves; Anseriformes; Anatidae. Gene Ontology annotation, molecular function: protein binding. The record is from RefSeq and is a predicted model, not a curated record.
AUAUGAGACUCCAGCGAUGGGAGUGAAGCUCAACAUCCGUAAGUGAGACCGUGAGCUGAAGACUGCCACUUUUUGGGAUGCAUCAUAUCCCCAAGGACUGCAGUAAUAGUAAUGGAGAAGAAAACAGAUGAAAAUAUAAUGGAAUAGAAACAGCACCUCCUUUCCUGGCGGCGAGGACUUGGCUGCCGAGGCCACCUCUUGCUGCAACAUUUUUCUCCUGAGGCUCACCUUGCACUUCCAUGUAGUUCCUAGCCCUAAGAGUCACUAAUGAGAGUGAACAAUGCGCAGACCAGCUCUGUCAUCUGAGCAAAUGCCCUAAUGCUUCCACAGACAUUUAAUUAAGCAGGAUUCCUGUCAUGCUUUUGGUGCUGGUUUUGGUACCAUCCCAGUGCCCAGAUGAACCUCAGGACAGGCUGCACCUGUACUAAGAAUGGUUUGGAAGAAAUAAUCUUGAGGAAAGGAGGUUGGUGUUUUCAUCUUCCAAGGAAUGAGGGAAGACAAUCACAGGGAUAUUCAUCCAGAGCUCCUGGUACAUAACAGUUUGGUAUGCUUUUAAGAAGAGUAUUGACGAUGAGGAAGUCCCUACGUUAGUCAUUUUUUGCUAAUUCCACCGAAGAAAAUGAAGCCACACUUCAGCUUUGCCGAUCCUUUUCCCACCACUGUUGGCUGAAUGAGAAAUGGUUGUGUGAUUAUGCUGACACCCCAGCAUGCAUUUGGUAGACCUGUGGCUAACUCGUUCCCUCUCCAUGUGUCUGCUCUUACAAAGUUUUGUCCUCAUGAUACUGUGCUUUCAUUCUGCCAGUAUGUGCCCAAAAGGCUGCCUCUGUUCUCACUCCGGAGGUUUAAAUGUCAGCUGUAGCAAUGCAAACCUCAAGGAAAUACCCAGAGAUCUUCCUCCAGAAACGGUCUUACUUUAUUUGGACUCCAAUCAGAUAACGUCUAUCCCCAAUGAGAUUUUUAAGGACUUGCACCAACUGAGAGUCCUCAAUUUAUCAAAAAACGGGAUUGAAUUUAUAGAUGAACAUGCCUUUAAAGGGGUGGCAGAAACCUUGCAGACUCUGGAUUUGUCUGACAACCGGAUUCAAAGCGUGCACAAAAACGCUUUCAACAACUUAAAGGCCAGAGCCAGAAUUGCCAACAACCCUUGGCACUGUGACUGCACGCUGCAGCAGGUGUUGAGGAGCAUGGCCUCCAACCACGAGACAGCCAACAACGUCAUCUGCAAGACCUCUGUGCUGGAUGAACAUGCUGGGAGACCUUUCCUCAAUGCUGCCAAUGAUGCCGACCUCUGCAACCUUCCCAAAAAGACUACCGAUUACGCCAUGCUGGUCACCAUGUUUGGCUGGUUCACCAUGGUGAUCUCGUACGUGGUUUAUUACGUCCGUCAAAAUCAGGAGGAUGCAAGGAGGCACCUUGAGUACUUGAAAUCCCUGCCAAGCAGGCAAAAGAAACCAGAUGAAGCCGAUGACAUUAGCACUGUGGUAUAGUAUUCUGAAUACAAUGACUGCCUUUGCGAUGGAAACUAGAUUUGGAUGACACUGAAAUCAGAGGUUUACUUCUAACAUUCAUUGUAAACAUUAAGACUUUUUUUUUUUUUUCUUCUCCUGUUUAACUGAAUUACGCCACUGUUGAGCUUUCUAACAGAGUUUUGGCUGGGUGGUAUACUUUAAUUAUUUCUCUGGUAUCCUAAAGCAAGUGAAUUAAUAUGUAAACCUUAGUUUAGACCCAUUCCACUAUUUAAUAACGAAAUUUAUUUUUUUAAUUUAAAAACCAAAUAAAAGCUUAACUUUG